Sabethes cyaneus is the source of this 2423-nucleotide messenger RNA. RefSeq names its product TRPL translocation defect protein 14 (gene Ttd14). Bases 261 to 1517 code for a protein of 418 amino acids. Gene Ontology annotation, biological process: photoreceptor cell maintenance. The transcript is spliced from 10 exons. NCBI's taxonomy places the organism in Eukaryota, Metazoa, Arthropoda, Insecta, Diptera, Culicidae. Gene Ontology annotation, molecular function: GTP binding; phosphatidic acid binding; phosphatidylinositol binding. The record is from RefSeq and is a predicted model, not a curated record.
AGUUGCAUGUAUCAGACACGUUCCUAAUGGAGGUUUUAAUCAGAAAUAAAUCUGCAAUAAUGAGUAUAUACCAAAUUAUUUGAUAAAAUUUAUUUUUUGUGUGGGCUAGUGGCUGAGUGUUAAAGUGUGUGCAACAUAAAAGUGGAAGUGUGAAAAUUUUAAGGAUACCCAGGAAUACCCUUCUCAGGAAUCAGCAACAUUAAAUCAUUGCAUACAACAUCCAAAAGAGGCGACUAUUCAUCCGCGUGAAUCAAUCACUAAUGAAAAAUAUGGCAGCCACUGACGUGAAGAAAGUGUAUAAACUGGUGCUAACUGGAGGACCCUGUGGUGGAAAGACUACCGGACAGGCACGAAUGUGUACCUUUUUCGAAAAUCUUGGAUGGAAGGUGUUUCGAGUGCCUGAAACGGCCACUGUUCUCCUCAGUGGUGGAAUCAAAUUUUCAGACCUGACAACAGAUGAAGCUUACAAGUUUCAGGAGAACCUUUUGCGGACAAUGAUUCAGAUCGAAAACACUUUUUUCGAACUGGGAAAAUCUUGCACGAGAAAUUGUUUGAUUAUCUGCGAUCGUGGAGUAAUGGAUGCUAGCGCUUUUGUAUCCAAAGAAAAAUGGGAACGAAUGAUGAAAACUAACAACUGGAACCCGGUGGAGUUGCGCGAUAAUCGAUACAAUCAUAUUGUCCACAUGGUUUCGGCUGCUAAUGGUGCAGAGCCGUUUUAUUCGACCGAAGAUCAUGCCUGUCGUUCUGAAGGUGUCGAUUUGGCCCGUGAAUUGGACUACAAAUCAGCAGCAGCUUGGAUUGGGCAUCCUUAUUUUGACGUGAUUGAUAAUUCGACUGAUUUCGAAAAUAAAAUGAACAGGAUGAUUGAAUGUGUGUGUCAAAAGCUCGGAAUCGAUACAGGGGAUCGACUGUCGACCACCUCGAAGAAAGUCAAAUUUCUCGUAUCAGAGUUACCACCGGAUUCUAGUUUCCCGGCGUUUCAAGAUUUCGACGUCGUUCAUCAUUAUUUGCAAUGUGCGGGACCGCGGGUACAAGCUAGAUUGCGAAAACGUGGUCAGAAUGGACAUUUUAGUUACAUUCACACGAUUCGUCGUCCUCAUCUGCAUGGUCAAUCAAUUGAGGUUAAAACGCAGCUUACCCACAGAGAUUACCUGAACAUGCUUACCCAGCGAGAUGAUGCCCAUUUCACUAUUUAUAAAAAGCGACGUUGCUUCCUAGUGAAUAACCAAUAUUUCCAGAUGGACAUUUAUAAGGAACCGGGUCAUCCAAGGUGCAAAGGAUUAAUUCUUCUGGAAACAUAUACCUCAUUAACUGGUGACAAGCUGAAGGGUAUUCUGCCGAAAUUCCUGAAAAUUGUGAAGGAGGUUACUGGGCAUCCCGAUUACUCCAUGUUUAAUCUCUCUUUAAAAGAAGACUGGAGCAAUACCAAAAAGUUUUGCUAUUCGCUUCAUGAUCAAGACGAAGGCGAUUUCAGAGCGAAAGGGCGAUCCCAUAAAAUGAUUAAUGGCAAAGCGUAAAAUUUUAUACGUACUGCAUCUUUUUUAAAGAAACAUCUGAUUUCUUUUCUGAUCUUUUUUGUCUACUUCUUUUACGCUUAAAAUACCGUUUACAUAUUUGAAUGUGUGUGUUUUGUAAUUAUUCAUGCUGUUUCAAUGCAAAGUAUUGAUUUAGCAAACGAUAAAUAAGUUUUUUCUAGAAACAAUUCUACUAACACUGUUUAUUUUAUUCAUCGGCGCUCAAUUAUAGUUCCGCAAGAAGUGAUAAAUAAUUUGGUAUAUACAAUUGUUGCAGUCUGCAGCUUGAAAAUAGCUUGCCAGAGUAUACAAUACAAUAUAUGUAAUAUCAUAAAUCAAUCAGAUUAUGUAGCAAACUGAUACACAAAGCAAAGAUACUUAAUCCUUAGUGAAAUGUCCAAUCAACUGGGAAACAAUACGGAAAGCAAGCUUUAAUCUCAAAGCAAGUAAAGAAAUAAAGAAAUACUUUACUAAACGGUAUUUUUACAAUUGCAGGAAAUUAAAUUAUAUGUAUUCAAAGCUAGUCCUUUAUUGAAACAGCGAACAUCCUUUUUGUAAAUUGCAAUUCGUGAGUUACUUUGGCACAUUGAAUAAAAAAAAUCGAAUGAGAAAAGUUUUAAUCGUGUAUUUUUGAAUUGUAUUUGCUUCCUGGAUGUAUUUUCCUGCGAAGAAAAAACCGUAAUAAAAAUAUCUGUAUGCAAAGAUAAACCUCACUAAUGUUUAUGUAAAAAUAUUUUAUAAAAAUAUGAUUGUAGGUUUUAAAGUGACGUUUUGCGCUGAAAAUACGAUUUUCGAAGUCAGUAUCGUUACUACUUCGAAUUUACAAUCGUUUAGUUCUCUUUCAUGUGAAAUGAGUAUUUGAAUAACCUCCUGUGUCCGAAAAAUAGUGAUGCGCUGCUAAUAAAAGAC